Fusarium coffeatum is the source of this 702-nucleotide messenger RNA. RefSeq lists its product as uncharacterized. The coding region runs from base 1 to 702 and encodes 233 amino acids. Lineage: Eukaryota; Fungi; Ascomycota; Sordariomycetes; Hypocreales; Nectriaceae. Gene Ontology annotation, biological process: phospholipid transport. Gene Ontology annotation, cellular component: mitochondrial intermembrane space. The record is from RefSeq and is a predicted model, not a curated record. The transcript has a single exon. Gene Ontology annotation, molecular function: phosphatidic acid transfer activity.
AUGGUUCUCACUCACACGACAAACCACACCUACUCCCACCCAUUCCCUACCGUUACUCUCGCCUACUUCCUCCGAUACUCCUCUCCUCAGCUUAAUCCCUUCGCCGCCCAUGUUCUCAGCACCGACACCAUCGAGAACUAUGUCGACCCAAAAACUAGCCGGCUACACACCACUCGCAUUCACUUGAAAAAGAGUCGAAUGCCCGGCGCUGUCUACAAGCUACUUCCUGCCAGCGUCACUGGUGGCGGUUCUGGCGAUAAGGCCUCGUACAUCUUGGAGACAAGUGUUGUCGAUAUCAAGGAGGGAUGGAUGAAGACUGAGAGCCGAAACCUUAACUUCACGGGUGUGCUCUCUGUUAUCGAGAAGCAGGAGUUUAAUGUCCCCAACGAAGGAACUGCCCAGAACCCCAAUGAGACUGCUGUGACGACUAUGGUUCAAUUCAGAUCAAGGAUUGGAGAUAAGAUUCGGGGCAAGCUGGGACAGGCCCAAGAGGAUGGCUGGUUCAAGAAUGGUAUCAUCGGUAGCUGGGGUACGAAAGGUAUUCAGCGCAGCAUCGAGAGCAUUGCCUCUACCAAGACUCAAGACCAGAUGGGCAAGAGCCGUGACGGCAUGAAAAUGGUUCUCGAGCGCCUUCGCAACAACGGUGUGAUGGGCGUCCUCGAGACGAUAAGGAGAGAACGUCAACGCCAGCAACUUGCUUAA